CUCUGGCAAAAAGGGAGUGACUGAGGACAGCAGAGGCAGAGGGGGAGAGGCUCAAGUGCGGGCUUUCUCCUUGAACCUAGAAGAUUAUGGGUCAAGAGCUGUGUGCAAGCACGCUCCAGCCUGGAUGCAGCUGCCAUGGCUGUUGGGAGGGAGGAAACGCACACAGCUGUCGGAGGAGCGCGCCUGUGACCGCGGAGGCUGCGAUCCAGCUAACAGACCUAAAAGAAGCAUCAUGUUCUAUGACUUCAUUUCACCCCAGGGGACCUCAGGCUCUCCAUGCCCGGAAGUUCAAGAGUAAAGGGCCAUGGAGUAAUUGUGAUUCUUUUCAGGAAGAGGAUCUGAGGCAGGGUGUUCAGUGGAGGAAGAGUCUCCCUUUUGGGGUGGCCUCAUCUUACUUGAACUUGGAGAAGCUAGGUGAAGGUUCUUAUGCUACAGUUUACAAAGGGAUUAGCAGGAUAAAUGGACAACUCGUGGCUUUGAAAGUCAUUAGUAUGAAUGCAGAAGAAGGAAUCCCAUUUACAGCUAUCCGGGAAGCUUCUCUCCUGAAAGGUUUGAAACAUGCUAAUGUUGUGCUCCUGCAUGACAUAAUUCACACCAAAGAGACACUGACAUUUGUUUUUGAAUACAUGCACACAGACCUGGCCCAGUAUAUGACUCAGCAUCCUGGAGGGCUGCAUCCUCACAAUGUCAGGCUUUUUAUGUUUCAACUUUUGCGAGGCCUGGCAUACAUCCACCACCAACACGUUCUUCACAGGGACCUGAAACCUCAGAACUUACUUCUCAGUCACUUGGGAGAGCUCAAACUGGCUGAUUUUGGUCUUGCUCGAGCCAAGUCCAUUCCUAGCCAGACAUACUCUUCAGAAGUUGUGACGCUCUGGUAUCGCCCUCCUGAUGCCUUGCUGGGAGCCACUGACUAUUCUUCUGAAUUGGAUAUGUGGGGUGCAGGCUGCAUCUUUAUUGAAAUGUUCCAGGGUCAACCUCUGUUUCCUGGAGUUUCCAACAUCCUUGAACAGCUGGAGAAGAUCUGGGAGGUGCUGGGAGUCCCUACUGAGGACACUUGGCCUGGAGUUUCCAAGCUGCCUAACUACAAUCCAGAAUGGUUUCCACUGCCUAAGCCUCAAAGCCUGCAGAAUGUCUGGAACAGGUUGGGCAGGGCUCCUGAAGCUGAAGACCUGGCAUCUCAAAUGCUGAAAGGCUUUCCUAGAGACCGAGUCUCUGCCCAGGAAGCGCUGGUUCAUGAAUAUUUCAGUGACCUACCAUCUCAACUGCACCAACUUCCUGAUGAAGAAUCUUUGUUCACAGUUUCAGGAGUGAGUCUAAAGCCAGAACUGUGCGACCUCUUGGCCUCCUACCAGAAAGGUCACCACCCAGCCCGGGUUAGCAAAUGUUGGUGAAAAGAAAGGGUGAGAGCACCCAGAUCCUUCCAGGGGUACACUGCUGCUGUUUCCGUUUUCAUUUGUUUGAGUUUACCAAGAAGCUUCAUAUCUAAUCCCACACUGAAUUUUUAUUCCACUACCUGUGUAGGGUAAAUGAAACAUGCUCAGGCUUUUGAGCCGUCGGCGUCUAUGGCUGUUACCUGUGACCUUCAAUGUAGGAGAUGUUUGGGAGCGUGGGUGUGGGGUACGCAUGCCUGAUGGCAGGCACCUGGGGUAUGGUGUGGACACGUGUAAGUGGGCACACCUGGAGGCUGAGGGGAUAAGGGCAGUGUCACAGAGGACGGAGGGCAGUGGGGGACACCCGUGAGCCCUGUGUGCCCCACACCCCGCACACCCACCUGGUUGUUUCACUACAAGUGGUCUAGAAAGAUCAUCCAAAGCCAGAAAAAGCCACUGAGAGCUCCAGAUUCCCACUUAGCCAUCUGCUUGGGAACCUUCCCUGUGCCUUCCUGCCACUACAACCUGUGGUCCAGAAUAUUUUUCAAAGCUUAGCUUUAAUAUUUAAAUAUUAAAAUAAGCAAAUGAUGCAUAACACUUGAAGAAAAAGCAUUGAAAGCAUUUUG
Messenger RNA from Condylura cristata (star-nosed mole), 1999 nucleotides. It is a transcript of the gene CDK15, whose product is annotated as cyclin-dependent kinase 15. NCBI's taxonomy places the organism in Eukaryota, Metazoa, Chordata, Mammalia, Eulipotyphla, Talpidae. Gene Ontology annotation, biological process: protein phosphorylation. The transcript has 14 exons. Gene Ontology annotation, molecular function: cyclin-dependent protein serine/threonine kinase activity; cyclin binding; ATP binding. The record is from RefSeq and is a predicted model, not a curated record. The coding region runs from base 87 to 1394 and encodes 435 amino acids. Gene Ontology annotation, cellular component: cytoplasm; nucleus; cytosol.